ACCAGCAACAACAGCAACAUCAUCUUUUCUGCAUCGUCAACAUGAUUACUGUGAUUACCUACUGCAAAUAAUACGCACCAUCAGCGGGGAGUAUUUAAUUUCAUCCACAGCCCUAUCUAUAUGGAUCUUUAUCUUUUUUAUCCUUACCGCUGUUAUCUUUAACCGUUACCGCUCUUAUCCCUUGUCGCUGCAAAUUUAUACAUGUUGUUGAUUUCUCAUCAAGGAGCCGGAUCUCCUAACGCUGACCUCGAACUCUUACUCUCUCUCCUUUGAACCUUCUGCGCGUCUAAAAGCUUUGGCACUCUUCAGUCUUGCUCUCUGAUUUUCUUUCUCUAUCGUUCUAGCCUUUUUCCUCAGGCUAGAAUACCAUUUCAUAAUUUCACAUUUUCACCUUCUCUUACUGGGCUUUUCGUGUUUUCAUACUUAGAAUCUCAUCAUUGCCAUAUUCUCAAGAUGGCAAUGACCUUUUCUUCAGAGUUUACAUUGGCAGGAUCAACUGCAACUUCUAAAAAGACACGUGCUUGUAGGCAGAAGUCAAAGACAGGGUGUACCACUUGCAAGUGAGUAAAAGUGGUGAAUAAGACAUCAACUGGUCAACUUGAUCACUUGGGUGUCUUAUAGUAUGAAGUUUGUGGUUUCUUUCAUCAUACUAGAUUUCAUAUGUUGAAAGUUAACCACAUGGAAAUUUGUUAACACAUAUUCUACUUUUAGAAUACGGCGGGUCAAAUGUGAUGAGACCAAACCAUCAUGCAUGCGAUGCAAAAAUUUCGGAAGGAAAUGUGAUGGAUAUGAGUAUAACCCUAAGGUAUGCCUUGAUAUGGUCUUAAUUAUGACUUUGCUAAUACCCAUCAUAGGAUAAGCCGGCCUGGUUGAUGGGCCCAACUAUAUCUACUGGGAUAUCUCAAGAGGUUAUAGAAACUCCAUCGGUUGCAAUACCCCCUACCAUUUCCGUAAUAGACUUUGGAAAUGAGCAAGAGGCUCAGUAUUUUGAUUUUUUCUGUAAAGAAACGGUGUUUGAGCUUGCUGGAGGUUCAGAAAAGAAACUAUUCAACGUCAUCAUCCUUCAGGCUUGUCAUACCGACACGUCCGUCCGACAUGCUGUUACCGCAAUUGCUGCCCUGAGCAAAGCUAUGAAAGCCUCGAAAUAUCUCGAUCAGAGCGAAGGCGAAGCCGGGUUUCAGAGAAUUUGUGAGUCUUAAAUAUUAAUUGAUAAUCUGGUGCUAAUCAGGUCAUGCUACAGCCGAUCAAGUAGAAAUGCACCAUCGAUAUGCUCUAAAGCAGUACGGAAAAUCGCUUCGGUAUCUUCGUAAUCUCGUCCAGACAAGUCAAAAUUUCUUGCGCAUUCCUUUACUUGUUUCUCUUAUUAUUUUCUGCUUUGAAAAUUUUCGUAAGCUUUAUUUUUCUUAAAUAUAUCUCCUAGGAGGUAAUCACUGACUCUUCAAUCUUAUAGAUGGCAAUACUCAGUUGGCAGAUAAGCACAUUUACAGUGCACUGAAAAUGAUGCAUCAUCAUGAAGCAUUUUCAAGUCAUCCUUGUCACAAUCUCUUGUUAAGUUCUCCUGCGCCGGAUCUGGUAGAAAAUGAGAUUGUCACCGCGUAUCUCCACCUUGCCUUGGCGAUUGUGACAAGACCAGAUGAUCCGGAUUCAUUGAGCCGCAAAGUUCUUGACCUUAUCUCCGUCGAUAUACCACCGCCCAACAUUCCCCAGCAACUUUGCAAUCUUGAAGAGGCCGAAAUUCACUUAGAACAUGUGCUAUAUCACUCUCUCCCGAGUAUACCUAGAGCAGACCUUGAAAAACGCUUGGCAUCACCAGCUCUAUCCCCUAAAGGUUUGGCAACCAGCUUCUCAAAACUUCAAAGGCUUCAUCUGGAAGCAUCAUCUCCAAUUCUUACUGGUUUCGAAUUUCCUAUGUUCAGUUCCAUUUUUCAGGAUUGGCAGAGAGCAUUCCAGCCAAUCAUUUCUUAUGCACAAUCUCGUCUGGGCAAUGCACAUUAUGUUGCUGCAACCACUCUUCACAUCAAGGCUCUUGGCAUAGAGCUUAUGGGCCAAGGUGUCUUUCUUGACUACCGAAUUUCUGAUCACUUCCUUCCCAUCUUUCGUCAAAUCAUUUCUCUCAGUCAAAAGCUUGUUUCUGAUCCUCGGUUCUUGAAGACGUUUGUCUUUGAUGCGGGGAUCAUUCCUUCUCUUUUCGUUGUUAUAUACGCAUGUCCCGAUCAAAACAUAAGAAAAGACGCGGUAAUGAUCUUGAAGGAAGCAGCUCCUAGGCGUGAAGGUACUUGGGAUGCUCUGAAAAUUGCUACCAUUGGACAAAUGCUCCUGGAAUCCGAGGAAGUUGGACCCAUCAUUACGAAAUUGACCUUUUCACCAUUGGACGAUAUCAAUGUGAUGUUGCCGACAUCAUAUGAUGAGAUUGAAACACCAAUAAUUCAAUCUCCUAGACCAAGGCGAAGAUCUUUACUUGUUUCUCCGCCUUUAUGGCAACGUGGUCCAGAACGAGGUUUUGGCAUCGACAUUUCUUAAUAGAUUCUUCUAAGCAUACUUGAAAGUUCACAUCGAUCUGUUCAUACCCACCUUUUUAUCACUAUCUUCGUGAUCAUGACAACAACAUUCACUAGGACCUUGACUUGAACACUAUAGAUUAUGCAAGAAAUAUUUCGGCGAUUUAUCUGUCUGAUGGCCUUCAUGGAGUUCUCUUCUCGAUGUGCUAGUUUGACAGAUAGAUGUGGCUUAUCAGAAUGUACGCUCAUCCAACCAUCUUACAUCACAAUUCAUCUGUAUCUAACUAUCCACAGAUUUUUGAAUCCUCAUUUCGUUUCCCUUGAUACAAAAACCCAACAAGAAGCUAAUACGCAAUACGACCUCACUACCUUAUCAAUGCCGAUUCGUUGGGUUUCAAUUCAACUUCUGCAUUUAUAAAUCUAUUUAUAAAUUUACUUCAUUCAUUCAUUAUUCCUCCUUUUUUCCUUUCAAUUUAUCACGAUAAACGAUGACAUUUCCUCUUUGUUCUUGAGUCCUCAUGCUUACGAUUUUCAUUUCCUCACGACGAUAUUUCUUUGUAUUUUUAUACUAUUUGGUUCUCUUUUUUAGCAUAUUACAUGGCAUAGCUCCUGGAGGCAAGAAUGCAUUCGGGGCCGAUUUGGUGUUACCGGGUUUUGAGCAUGAGAUUGGGGGAUAAAAGUUGAAUUGCAUCGCUUUUUUAUCUUUCAUGGAAUCAUGGUACGGAAAUGUGGAUAGCGAUAUUAGGUAUGGAGUUGAGGAAGGAAGGCGGGGUUGUUAAUGGAUCUGGAGGUCUAGUUUUUGUAGAUUGUUGGAAUUUUGGUAGUCUUCUUUUAUUUUUCGAUGUGUUU
Molecule: messenger RNA, 3347 nt
Organism: Sclerotinia trifoliorum
Lineage: Eukaryota; Fungi; Ascomycota; Leotiomycetes; Helotiales; Sclerotiniaceae
Source: the annotation of a GenBank genome assembly